Octopus sinensis (East Asian common octopus) is the source of this 2238-nucleotide messenger RNA. RefSeq names its product leucine-rich repeat-containing protein 23-like. NCBI's taxonomy places the organism in Eukaryota, Metazoa, Mollusca, Cephalopoda, Octopoda, Octopodidae. Bases 630 to 1916 code for a protein of 428 amino acids. Gene Ontology annotation, molecular function: protein binding. The transcript has 8 exons. The record is from RefSeq and is a predicted model, not a curated record.
UACAUACAUACAUACAUACAUACAUAAUUACACACACACAGAGUGAGGGAAAGAAAGAAGAAGACAGUGGGAAAGGCGAAUGAGUUAGGUAGAAAUUAGGAUGUUUUAUACUAAAUAACUUACAUAAUUUGGAAAAUUUAUUCGACAGAACAUUUGACAUACAUACGCGUGCAUACAUACAUACAUUGCAGUAGGCCCGUCGUCAGACAUUGGUGCUUGGGGUACUUCAGAAUAUUCUGGAUGGGCACUAAUUUGUAAUAAUGUGAAAGUGGAGUUUCGAAACUAUAGUAAUACGUGUAUUACUAUAGAUCUGAAGGUGCACCAUUGAAUAGUAAAGGGGAAGUGCCGUCCAGUUACCAAGUUAUCGACAGGUAUACAUUCAAACAUUCACACACACAUAUAGUCGUUUUUAUUUAUUUUUUGUAAUAUAUUAAAAGUAUUCCCCCCAUUUCUUAACAGGAGAAAGAAGCGGGUAGUUAAAAUAUACAAAGGAAAGAAAGAGAAAAUAAUAUGAAAGUAACAAUUUCUCUCGUAAGUUAGCUGUUGUGAAGAACUUUUGAAGGAUUUGGUUGAAAGAUUGAAAAGAAGGUUCGAUUCUGCAGAGAAAGUAAACAAGUGAUUAUUUGGAAAUGUCAGAAACGGAAUUACAAGAAGUUGCGGACGGAGAUGAAGCUAGCGAAAAAGUAAACCCGGUAGAAGUACCAGUAGCAAAGGAAAAAUCAGAAAUAAUUGAAGAACCAGAAAGUACGUCGGAAGUAUUAGACAAAGAAACCAGAAUAAAGGAACCAGAAGUAGAAGAAGAUUCAAAGGAACCAGAAGUAGAUUCAAAAGAAACCGAAGAAGAUUCAAAAGAAACAGUAGAAGAUUCAAAAGGAACAGAAGAAAUAAAAGGAACGGAAGAAGGAAAGAUAGAAUUAGAUAGGUUGGAAGAUUCUACAGAUGUGGGAGACCAAAAUGGAAAAAUUAAAGAAGACGAGGUUGUAGAGCAGGUUGCCAAGCCAGUAGAAGAGGAAGAAGAGAUCCUCGAAGAGGUACCAGAUAAUAUUUUGUCAGAAGAAGUAAUUAAAGAAGGGAUCUCUUUACUACGGAGAAUAGGAAAUGGUCUGGCUUAUUCCUUCAUUAAACUUGAUCUCAGUAAUAGGAAGAUAACCGAUAUUUCAAUCCUGGAGAGAUAUGUUCAUCUGAGAAUUGUUAAUGUAAGCAACAACUAUUUGACUGAUCUAAAGGCCUUCAACACAUUAACGGAUUUGUUGCAGCUGACCGCCAACAAAAACCGCAUUGCCAGCAUAAUGCUUGAGCCGUGUCCCUUUCUGCAAUAUAUCUCCAUCAACAACAACAGGAUAAAGGAUGUCUCUGAAGGAAUUUCGCACCCACUUAUUAGAUACAUAGACCUUAGCAACAAUAAAAUCAAAGAACUGCCACCAUUCGAUGGAUCAGAAUUCCAGCAUCUUACCGUUCUCAAAAUUGAAGGAAAUAGAAUUGAAAACAUUGAGACAUUCAAUAUACCAAAUCUGAAAAUACUGCAUCUUGGUCAAAAUAAGAUCAUAUGCACUGAAUGGGUUUUGGACCUGGUUAAUUUAGAAGAACUGAAGCUCAACAGCAAUUUAAUUGAGACAACUAGUGGCUUUAAUGCCGAGAUGAAGAAACUGAAAUAUGUUGACCUGAGAGAUAAUAGAAUAGCACAGUACUUUGACCUGACCCAAAUGUCUACUCUGCCACAACUGAAGACCUUAAUGCUGAGUGAAAAUCCCAUAGCUACGGAUGACGAAUUCCGUAUUGAAGUUCUGAAUGUCUUGAAGACUCUCACAGUCUUGGAUGAAGAGGAAGUUACUGAUGAAGAGCAAGCAGACGCAAGGGACCUUGCCAGGCAGCGCCGUAAUUCUGAGCUGUUACCACCUGAAGGGAUUCUUUCCUAGUCCACUUGUCUGGCUGGCACCAACCCUCUUCACUGAUGGCACCAAAUACAACUCCAGGAAUGUUUCUGUCGUAUUUAUAUUGUAUUGAUAAGAUAAUGAUCUAAUAUUGAUACAAUAUUGCUGUGGAUAUUGAAAAUGUAUUGAUUUGUUGAUUUAAAACUGAAAUAUAUAAUGUUGAUAUAAUAUUUGUGCUUUUAUGAUGUAAUACUUAUGAAAUAUUGUUGUGAUAUUGGUGUAAUAUUGAUGCGAUAUUAUUUUUGAAUACAAUAAAGGGGUUUAGUUCCUUGGUUGUGUCCUAAACCCAGACUUUGCUUACUUGCAA